Messenger RNA from Carassius gibelio (silver crucian carp), 4239 nucleotides. RefSeq names its product post-glycosylphosphatidylinositol attachment to proteins 6 (gene pgap6). Bases 131 to 2497 code for a protein of 788 amino acids. The transcript is spliced from 13 exons. Gene Ontology annotation, cellular component: plasma membrane. Lineage: Eukaryota; Metazoa; Chordata; Actinopteri; Cypriniformes; Cyprinidae. The record is from RefSeq and is a predicted model, not a curated record.
CGAUGGACCUUGGGAAUUAAUGAACAUUUAUUUAUAGACAACCACACGCUUGGCUCGAUUGGCAUUUUAAAAGAACGACACGAACCUUAAGUAAUUUUUAUGAGAGGCGAAGAGGAAGCUAUGCAUACGUAUGAGGCCGACGUCCAGUAUUUCUGUUUUGAACCAGGAAGUAACGUGUCACAACAGUCCUCAGACAUUUGAAGAACACUACAAUGGGCUGACUGAAGAAAUCGUAAACUGCAAUAUGGGAAAAACACUUGCACCGUGCCUUCUACUGUUUGUUAUCGCUGGCUGUUUUGGCGAUCUCACUUACUUGAACGGGAUCUACUCUAAAGCGCCUCAAAGGUUGUCCAAAUACAGCUGGUUCGGUAACGUUCGGCUCCAUCACUUCAGAGUACCGGAGGAUGCGGUGCUCGUGCGGUGGCUGCUCACCGUCUCACGGGGAUCCGGACUCAACUGUGGCAACCAAAACAUCACUGUGCACUUUAGGGCAGGAGCGCCCCCGGUAAUCAACCCCAUAGAAACAGCCUUUCCAAACUCCACAUCUGUGUCUCUUGCUCACAAUUUGACGUUGACCAUUCCCAGUGGACAGAGCGGCAAUGUGACCCUGUUCAAUGUGACCCAUCCCAAACCUGGAGACUGGUUCCUUGCUGCUCACAUGCCCAAGGAUGAAGGGAAGAUAGAGCAGCAGGGACUGCCGUCUUGCUCAUACCUAUUUCAGGCACAGAUGUUUUUAAGGAGAGCUGCUGACCUGCCAAUCCUGCAGCACAACAUUCCACUCUAUCAAACACUAACUACAACCCCAGCUUUGUUUAAGGUCUUUGUUCCAGAGUUCACCUCCAGGUUGGAUGUUUUCAUCUUGAACUGUUCUGUAAAGCUGGGAAAUGAUUGCGGGCUGUCAAUCACUGUAGGCUCCAGUACUUUGAGGCAGGGCUCAGAGGUGAAACAGAACUGUUCAGGGUUAGAGAGCUGCUCCGCAUCCGUCCUCAUUCCCCCGUGGAACAGCUGGUUGCUGGUUACUGUUGAGACUAGUCAACCAAACACGACCAUACCUUUUAGCAUUUCUGCCAAUGUCACAGUGGGAUGUAAACCUCUGAGCGUCUCUUCAGAUUUCAACACCUCAGCCUUUAUUCGUACCAUCAUUGCUCCCCAAAGCAACAGCUCAGGUGGCCUCAGUAACACAUCCGUUUCCAUGAGAGACCAGCCGAGCCUCCGCGCUAACAGCUCUGAGCCAGUGUGCAUGAGAAGCCCUUCAGUGCUCCGAGAUGAACAGGAUGUGCUAUCACUACGCUUCAUCGUUUCCAGCAGCAACCUAACCGUGACCUCAGACCUUCCCACUGUGCUCACACUUGAGCACUCUCCUGGUGACAGUGGCGGCACGUUUGUUGUACAGCUCCACUUGAACACUAGUUCUUUGGUUGGCGGAUUUGCUCGUGUCAAAGCAUGUCUCACACCUUCUGCUCCUGUACUUCAUGUCAACCUCAGCCAGACUUGUGCUACAGGGCUUAUGCAGGGCUAUUCUCUGAGCGUGAGCAGCAAUGAAUCACAGGCUCUGUUGAGGAUUCCGUUUCCAGACACAGCAGUGUGGUACCUCAGCCUCCAGACCGUGUGCAAUGACAGUGUCGACUGCAGGAACGCAUCCGCGAUAGUGAGUGCGUCUGUAAGUGUGAGUGCGUGCAUUGAUGACUGUGGACCGUAUGGAGAGUGCAGACUGCUACGCACGUACAGCUACCUCUAUGGCGCAUGUGUAUGCAAAGCAGGUUGGCAGGGAUGGGGCUGUACGGAUGGAGCGACUGCGCAGUCAUACUCCCGGCAGAUGGCUGCGGCUCUGCUCCUCACCCUCAGUAACUUUUUCUUCAUCCCACCCAUCGUUGUAGCACUUUACAGAGGAUACCACGUUGAGGCCACCAUCUACUUCUUUACCAUGUUUUUCUCCACGUUUUAUCAUGCAUGUGACCAGCCCGGAGUGACUGUGAUGUGCAUCAUGGACUAUGACACUCUGCAGUUCUGUGAUUUCUUGGGUUCUGUUGUGUCAGUGUGGGUGACCAUUGUGUGCAUGGCACGGCUCCAGGAUCCAGUAAAAUAUCUAUUGUUUAUGGCGGGCACUCUUGUCAUUUCUAUGGCGAUGCAGUUGGACCGCAGGGGACUUUGGAACCUUUUAGGUCCUGUCCUGUUUGCUUUGGUCAUUAUGGUCACUUCCUGGGUUUACCGAGGAGUGAAAAGGCAUCAAUGCUAUCCUCCGUUGUGGCGCCGCUGGGUGUUGUUCCUGCUUCCAGGCAUCGUAUCUGCAUUGAUUGGUGUGUGCGUGUACGUCUUCGCUCAGACCGACAGCAACUACUACUACACUCAUUCCAUAUGGCAUGUCAUGGUGGCCACGAGCGUGGUCUUCCUCUUACCACCCCGUGAAAAACACAUCCCCCCCUGGGGCUGGACCAACAAAAUCUGUAGCUACAGGAGAUGCAAAAAUGAGAAAGUAGAGCUUUACACUGUCACCUAAAUACACUGCUAUUGAUAUUUGCACAAACUGUGCAUUUGAACAGUUUUACAAACAUUAGUGGUUAGCUUAAAGAAACACUACUUAAAGGAAUAGUUUACCCAAAAAUGUCAUUUUUACUGUCAUAAGCCCAUAAACCAAAUCAAUGGAACACAACAGGAGAUUCUUGACAAUUAAUAGUGACACAACAAACUUUUUUUUCCACCUCACAAAGCUAUUGUGACUUCAGAAGGCUUCAGUCAUGUAGACUACAUUUAUGGUGCUUUUUGAUGAAUGAAAACUUCUCCUUUUGUGUUUCAUGGAAGAGAAAAAAAAACUGCUUACAGGUUUGAAUGAAGUGAGGGUGAGUAAAUAAUGCAAUAAUUUGCAUUUUUGAAUGAACUAUUCCUUUAAACAGGAUAAUUUUACACUUUUUAACUUUUUUAAAUGAACGAUUUCACAGAGAACAACAGCAAUGUCAAUUAUUUAAAAACGAAAACAAACAAAAGCCAACUUGCUGAAUGUCAUUUGACCCAGUUUACCCCAUGAAGCACUUUUGAGAGUUCAAUUUAUCAGCAUUUGUGAUGUUCUUUGUCUUUAUUGUAUUUUUUUUUAACUCUUUUGAGGAAAACACUACUGAUUUCAAGGUCUAUUCAGCACUUUUGUCUGUUGAUUUUUAUAGCACUUCAUUGAAUCUGCACCCGCAGAACUGGGAUUUUUUUCUGCAGAAAUGAUUUUUUUUUUCAAAACCAGCACAGAAAAUAAAGAAAUUGCAGAUUCUCUCUGGACCUACUUAUGACGUUGAGGAUCGUGUUGGGCAUUGUGAUUACCAGAGAGUACUGUUGUCUGUGUCUCUGAGCUAUUGUUUGCAUACACUGGAGAACAGGUGCAAUAGUUCCUCGAUUAAUAGCCAGAAUUGUUUUACACUAUUAUUUAUACCACUGUCAGGAAUGUAUAAGAAAUGACCUCCCUUCUUCCUCCCUGAAAGCCUUGGAAAUUUUCUUGAGAUUUUGUUCUUCCGUUUCCUAGGGGAAGAACUUUUUAAACUCGCUUUAAAUUGUGUUUGUUUGAUGUUACCAGUAUGUGAAAUUAUGGUUGUAUGCCAGUAUGAAUGGCUGUGUCUCCUUACUAGGUUAAAGGUGUGUGUGUGUGUGUAAUAAGUAUCUGACGUAUGAUGACAUGAUGUAUUUAAGAUGAGCUUCUGUAUUGUUCAAGGCUUUACAUAGAUAUGCAUAAUUCUGCACUUCUGAACCCUCAGGCCAGUAUAAACUUGAAGAGGCAUCUGUGGACGUUCUUUUAAGUUAAGAUUUUACAUAGCAGCUGUCCUUUAAAGAUCAAGUGUAUGUAAAUCAGCAUCUCGGGUUUCCAUUUAAAGUGAUUCAUCUCUUGUUUUCCAGAGGAGGUUAGGGUUGGAAUAUUAUACAGAUGUUUUACAAUGUUUUAUAUUCAUUUAGUAUCGGGAUUGAUAUUGAAAAUUAAUAUAAUAGUUUAUUUGUAGAUCUGCGAAUCCCAAAAUCUUUUCUUCUUUCUUAUGGGAUUUAGUUUUGAUUUAAUAUUGCUUAUGAUGAUCCUUGUUCUUCUUUGUGUCCAUUGGUAGGCCUUGUAAGUUGCACAUAUAUGCACUUGUGUUUGGGGUUGAGAAUGAAGCAGUGCAGUCACAGAGAUUAUGUUUCUUUAUUCUUGUUUUUAUUUGUGCUCUUGAUUUCUGUCUCCUCUGUUUCUGAAAAUGAUCUAUAUGCCAAUAAAUGGAGAAAUAAAUAAUUUAA